Haemonchus placei is the source of this 288-nucleotide messenger RNA. NCBI's taxonomy places the organism in Eukaryota, Metazoa, Nematoda, Chromadorea, Rhabditida, Trichostrongylidae. The record is from the annotation of a GenBank genome assembly.
AUGAUUCCCUAUCCCACACCGCCUCCUCCACAUAUUCCAGAGGAACACCCGUCUACAGGUUUGGUUAUUCGAGCUAAACGGCAAUUUGGUGGAUUUGGUUGCUGUCCAAUAAUGCCUCCUAUGUGCUGCCCAAUGCCAAUGAUGAUGAUUCCUCCGCCUAUACCACCACCGAUCUUCAUGCCGUCUUGCUGUUCUUGCUGCCUACCAGUCUGUAUGCCUAUCUGUAUAACAGGGUCUGUAAUUUUCCAAGAUUUUGGGAAAACUAGAGCGCAAAUCCUCUUACAGUGA